AUGGAAAACAUAAAGGAAGCGGAAAUAACCCCAAGGGGUGUGUUGGAAGGAGGACACAGCGACUGGGUCACUUCUGUUUCAACGCCCACUGACGCAAAGUUAAAAACCAUCGUGAGUGCGUCCAGAGACAAGAAGCUAAUCGUGUGGAACAUCAACCCCGAUGACGACUCAGGCGAAAUAGGAACCGCAAAGAAAUCCCUGACGGGUCACUCGCAAGCCAUCAAUGAUGUGUCUAUUUCCUCGGACGGGUUGUUUGCGCUGUCCGGAUCAUGGGACCACUCAGUUCGAUUAUGGGAUUUGUCUUGCGGAGAAACGAUAAGGUCUUUCAUUGGACACACUUCUGAUGUUUUUAGUGUCUCCUUCAGUCCUGAUAACAGGCAAAUCGUUUCCGCCAGCAGAGAUAAAACAAUUAAACUUUGGAACACCUUAGCUCAGUGUAAGUACACCAUAACGGAAGAGCAGCAUACCGACUGGAUUACGUGUGUGAGAUUUUCUCCUUCACCAAAACAAGCCAUUAUUGUUUCCUGUGGAUGGGAUAAGUUAGUCAAAGUAUGGAAUUUAAAAAAUUGUGAUUUGAAUAAAAACUUGGAAGCACACACCGGUGUGCUAAACACAGUCACUAUUUCUCCAGAUGGCUCAUUAUGUGCAUCCGGAGGAAAGGACGGAGUAGCAAAAUUGUGGGAUGUGAACGAAGGAAAGCAUUUGUACUCUCUAGAAACUGGCUGUACAAUAAACUCACUUUGUUUCUCUCCAUGUGACUAUUGGCUAUGUGCAGCAACGGACAGAUUUAUAAGAAUAUGGAACUUGGAAAGUAAGCUAAUCAUUUCGGAAAUAUACCCAGUGAAACAAUCCAAAGUUGGAUUACCCUGGUGUACUUCCAUCACUUGGUCGGCAAAUGGCCAACUCUUAUUUUGUGGUUCCACGGAUGGAAAUAUUUAUGUUUAUGAAGUGAAGAAACAAUCCAUUUAG
Plasmodium cynomolgi strain B is the source of this 969-nucleotide messenger RNA. RefSeq names its product activated protein kinase C receptor. The transcript is spliced from 2 exons. NCBI's taxonomy places the organism in Eukaryota, Apicomplexa, Aconoidasida, Haemosporida, Plasmodiidae. Gene Ontology annotation, cellular component: nucleus; cytosol. The coding region runs from base 1 to 969 and encodes 322 amino acids. The record is from RefSeq and is a predicted model, not a curated record. Gene Ontology annotation, molecular function: translation regulator activity; protein kinase C binding; ribosome binding. Gene Ontology annotation, biological process: positive regulation of protein phosphorylation; rescue of stalled cytosolic ribosome.